Fusarium pseudograminearum CS3096 is the source of this 1317-nucleotide messenger RNA. RefSeq lists its product as uncharacterized. Gene Ontology annotation, cellular component: nucleus; Rpd3L complex; Rpd3L-Expanded complex. The transcript has a single exon. The coding region runs from base 1 to 1317 and encodes 438 amino acids. The record is from RefSeq and is a predicted model, not a curated record. NCBI's taxonomy places the organism in Eukaryota, Fungi, Ascomycota, Sordariomycetes, Hypocreales, Nectriaceae. Gene Ontology annotation, biological process: regulation of DNA-templated transcription.
AUGCCUAGAGACGAUUUGUCCAUCGACUUCGUCAAGAGGAUGCCUCAAGCCGAGCCCCUCGAUCCCGGCAUAAUCCUCGAAGAUUGGAUCAAUCGAGUCCAAAAUCUCCCCGAAGAGAUCCAAUUCGUCCAAAACGAGGUUGCCGACAAAGACCGCCAAUACAACGAAUGCGUGCGUAUAAUCGAGGAUCGCGACGGCAAGAUUCAAAAAUGGAUCAAGACCAACGGAAGCCACGAGCCAAACCCUAAGGAGGAACUUCUUCGAGCCCAGGUUCGCGAGAACUAUGCCCGAGCAGAUCAGCUGUCGCAGGAAAAGAUCGUUCUACACCAGAAGAUGCAGCUCCUAAUGGACAAGCAUCUACGAAACUUGGACUCUCAGAUAAAGCAGCUCUACGACAGAGCCGAGCCUGGCUUUACUGACCCCGAUGAGGUCCCGUCCUUGCUCCGACCAAGUGCCGCAAACCAUACCGCUCCCUCGAUCCGCGCCAUCAACCCAGCGAGCCACAUGACGACUGCCGCUGGCCCAUCUACUCCUCUUGCCGCCGCGGCGCAAACCUCUUCAAAUCCCACACUCGCUCGGCUUCCCAAUCACCCAAACGUCCGACACGCACAGGCGCAGCAGCAUGCAGCAUCCGCCCCUGCAACACCUGCGGCCAGCAUAAUCCUGAAUAGACAAAGAGAGGGGUCUGCAGGGCCUGCAACGAAGCGGGCUCCCCGUAUAAAUCCUGCCCUGGGUACUUUGCCAACUGCGUCUAGUGGUUUGGCAAGGCACUCUUCGCUCGGUCCAGGUACCCCUAAGGGAGGCGCACCUGGAGGAGCAGGGCUGGCGAGGGCAGGUAGUGCAGGUCCCAGAGCUGGCUCUGUCAAGUCAGCAGGAACAGUGAGCGGGCGCCGAGGCACACCGACUGGCGGAGCAAGAAAGAAGAUGCCCAAUAAGUCGAAUCUAUCGCGAGUAAAGAAGGCUUCGAACCGAAACUCCCCUGCGGCAACGAAUGAUAGUGAGCUUUCGGAUGUCGACAGCGGUAGUGGGGAAGAAGAAGAGGGCGCAGACGGUCGGUCAAGGGGUACGCCUGUGGCCGACGGCAAAGAUAUGGACGGCGAUGACAUCGUUGGGGAUGCUGAUGAAGACGAUGAAGAGGCUGGUGACGACAAAAAAUAUUGCUUGUGCCAUAACGUUAGCUACGGCGAUAUGGUUGCAUGCGACAAUGACAAUUGUCCUUACGAGUGGUUCCACUGGUCCUGCGUCGGUCUCAAAAGCGAGCCUAAUGGGACGUGGUACUGCCCGGUAUGCGCUGAGAAAUUCAAAAAGAGCAAGUAG